Molecule: messenger RNA, 2940 nt
Organism: Entrophospora sp. SA101
Lineage: Eukaryota; Fungi; Glomeromycota; Glomeromycetes; Entrophosporales; Entrophosporaceae
Source: the annotation of a GenBank genome assembly
AUGUUAAACAAUGAUUUUGACCUUGGUUCCAUAGAGAAUGAAUUUUCAAGUAACAGAGAUCAUAUCCAACAGUUAUACUUGAAACAUGAUUUGACGCCAAAUGAUUUGAUCUCAGUGCUGGAUUGUUGUAUAGCAUAUUAUAUCAAUAUUAGGAUUUUUCAACUUCAACAGACAUUUGGGAUGAGAAUGCUUUCUAAUAAUUUAAAAAAAGCAAAUGUUAUAUGUAAUAAUCUUAUUAAAUCUGUAUUAAUCACAUUUAAUGAAUUGGGAAAUCAAAAUAUUUAUGUUAACAUAAAUAACAACAAUAACAACAAAAUCACAAAUGAUAGCAACGGCAACAAUACUAACAGCAGUAGUAAAUAUGGUCACUAUGAUGAAUAUAUAAAGACAAUGAUACAAUCAAUCAAGGAACUAGAACUUUAUGACUCAUUUAAAUAUGCAUUUCUAGACAAUUCAAAGAAAUUUUUUCGUGAGAAAAGUUUAUCAUACCGACCAUUAAUUGAAAAUCGUAAUAUAGGCACCUAUUUGAAGUUGAUCAAGCAACAAAUUGAGUUUGAGAUUGAUAAAGUGACUUAUUUUUUUGGUGAAGAUUUGUAUAUCAGAGAAUCUUCAGCUAAGAUCAUGAUUAAUGAAUAUUACCUCAGGCAUAUGGAUAUUAUAAUUGAAAAAGAAAAUUUGGAAACAUUAAGUCAAUUAAAUAAGAAAUUUAAAAACAUUCAAUCAAAUGAAAAACAUUCAAAUAUUGUAAAUAUGUGGAAUAAAAAUUUUAUGUCAUUUGUCAAUGAAAAAAAAGAUAAUAUCACUAAUUUUUGUGUCGAUUAUAUUGAUCAUUUAAUAAUAACACCUUCAGACAACACAAAAUCAGAGAAAACAGAUGAAAUAUUAGAAAUUACUUCAUUAAUCGUAUUAUUAGAUGGGGAUGAUUUAUAUUUAGAUAAUUUAAAUGCAAUGAUUAAAGACAUCCAUGAAUCAAUUGAAAUAAAAAAAGAUUUUGAUAUUUUUAAUCAUCUAAAAGUAACAAUAUUAACAGGGUCUUAUUGGCCAAACUUUAUCACUGGAUCGUCAUCUGGAGUUGUUGAUCUAAAAAUACCAUAUGAAUUGUUCUUGAUGAGGAAAUCAUUUCAAGAUUAUUAUUAUUGCAAGGGAAAAGAUAGAAAUCUUAAAUGGUUACAUUCCUAUGAUAAUCUAAUUAUUUCUUCAAUUCAUCCAAAGAGAUUGAAUUUAUCCGAUGCUAUUUUUAUUAAUGAAAACUUAAACUACAUCGAAUCAACCGUCGACAAUCCAAUAAUAAUCGCUGAACGAAAAUCACAAAAACAGGUAUCAACAUCAGAGGAUGUUCAAACCUCUUCUUAUAAUAUAUCCAACGAAAUAAGAAUAGAUUCAAGGAUAAUGAAAUUAAUGAAAUUGCAUAAACGUUACCAACAAAAUAGUUUGAUUAGUUUUAUACAAAAAGAUUUUAAAAAUAAUUUUCAUCAACAAAUUCAGAUUAAAUCCUUAAUAAAACGACAAUUUUUAAGAAUUGAAGGCAAAAAUGUUAUUUAUGAAUUGUCUUCCAUAGAACGUAUUUGCUUUCAAAUUGAACAAGCUCAUUGGUUCUACGAAGAUUUUGUUCGUGAACAAAAUCCAAGUUUACCCAGCUUCACAUUAAAACAUGAAAAGGCGUUUGGAGAUUUCAUGAAGUACAAGAUUAGAGUUCCAGUUUGUGGCGCAAUAAUGUUAAAUUCUACAAUGGAUAAAGUAUUAUUGGUAAAAGGUUGGUCUUCACGAUCAGGUUGGGGUUUUCCAAAAGGUAAAAUAAAUAAAGACGAACUUGAUUCAAUCUGCGCUGCCAGAGAGGUAUUCGAAGAGACUGGGUAUGAUAUCACACCACUUAUCAAAGAAAAAGAUUUUGUGGAAAUAACAAUUCGUGGUCAAAGAAUUAGAUUGUAUAUAGUGGUUGGCGUACUAGAAGCUACCGAAUUUUGUCCACAAACGCGCAAAGAAAUCAGCGUAGAAUGGCAUAAUCUUUCAGAUCUUCCCACUUGGUCAAAAAACCGUAAUAAAGAAUCACCCUUUAAUUGUGGUGGUGGUUGUGUAAAAUAUGGUAGCAGUAGAUAUUACAUGGUUGUUCCGUUUGUUACUCGCUUACGAAAAUGGGUACUAGCGCGAAAUAAUCCCAAGCGUAAAAACAAAAAUAAUAAUGCCAAUAAUAGCAAUAAAGCAGGAAGAAGUAAAGCUAAGGCUGAUUUAUAUUAUACAAAAAAAUCAAAAUCAAAACCUGCUACUAGUACCAGGAACACUACUAUUAGUAGUAGCAGCAACACUAGCGAAAAGCCCAAAUAUGAAUUGAUUAAUGUAAACACAAAAUUGAAUUUAAGAAUACUUAUUUCUAAACUGGAUCCUGAUCAAUCAUCAUUUAAUCAUAACGCUCCAGUUGGUCCAUAUGAACCUGCUAUUUUCGAUUACAAUAAAAGGAUCAAUGUCACGAAUCAAAAUAAUAACACCACUACCAGAGCUACAAUAUCUAUUGAUGAUAAAGUACUCGUGCCAUCCCUAGUUGAUAAUGAUUUGGAAACUCAACGAAAAAAUUCAUUGCUCAGCAUACUUCAACCAACAAAAUCAAUAGCAUCCUCAUCAUCUAAUGCUGCAGCAGUAAUUAAUAAACAAUUGGAAAAUCAUAAUAAAAAUAUAGAAUAUAUUCAUCAAAUAAAUUCUUCUUCAAACAGCAAUCCAUUAUAUAAUAAAAUAUUACAAUCACCUUCUCUUUAUAAUAACAGCAAUAACAUCAACAGCUAUUACAACAAUAAUAAUAUUUAUUAUAAUAAUAAUAACCAUGCAUUAUUAUUAAAUCCUAUGACAAUUCCACAUCCAAUUCAAGAUACUUCUGCUAAUAAUGCACUUUAUGAAGAAAUAAAGGCACAAGAAAGACAAUUACUUGAUUGGAUAACAACUCAAAUAUAG